UUAAAUGUAUUUCUCUGCUGACCAGUUACACCAUGGUGUAUGUGUGUUUACAUAAACAGUUCAUAUUGCUGGUAACCAUGAUCUGUUAUGGGAAACAAUCCCUCCUACACAUUGUAUAUGUAUACAGUACACACAUAGCCUUUAUCUUCUUACUCUGCUCAUUCACAUCAAUAGGUUUUUAUGCAUUUAUAGUUGAAACUCUCCCGAAUAAUGAAUCUGUUGAAAUAUUGCUUUUGACAUGUUGACCUUCAGCAUCAUGUUGGAGCCUUUAAUUGUACAAGUUUAUUCACAAACUGUAUCACACUAAAAUCACAAAAUCACCACAGCAGACUCCAGGCAAAAUACUUGACACAUUCAAAUAUGAGAACCAAUCAGAACUCACAGUGGUGUGGCAAACACUGAACAAUGAAUUGGCAUUUCCCUGACAGAGUGGGGACAGCUCACCAUAUCAUGCAUUUGGUGUUACCUAGACUAACCAAAUACAUGUGUCAACUCUCUGACUCAAAAUUAAUUUCAGAUGUUUGUGAUUCCAUACAAGGUCUAUAAAUUUGCACUCUGACAAAUAUGUGAGCCACCACAGAACAUUUUCUCAGUCCUUUCUGAGAGUAUUCUCCCAGGGUUGCCUCAAACUAGCCUGGCAAGCCAGAUUAGUGUUGCCAUUGACAAAACAAAAUCAUCUGGCGUAUGGUGUCAUUGUGUUAAUAUAAAAAUGCUCCGUCCCAAUGUCCAUGCUUGGCAUUAAACCUUCAUAAAUAUUAACUGAUGUAAUCAAGAGAAGUGUCUCAUUGCGAGAGGUUGUGAGGUCUUAAAAUUCCUAAUUUGGAAAAGGGACAGGUUUUAUAAAAUCCCAUGUCGCUAGUUUUUGUUACAAGUAAAGUGUGAGCCUUUCAUAUGUAGCCUAGUUUAAUAAAACUGAGUGCUUGUUGUGGACCUUUUGAAUAAUAUAGUAAUAGUUGACUGAUUUGAGCUUUCAAUAUUUAAACUUCCCAACCUCCUUUCAUUAAGAUGAGCGCUCAAGCUGUCUGUCAGCCAUAAACGGUAAACACUGGGAUCGCACCUUAUCUUAACCAUAUGAAACCAAGGUCUGAACCCAACCAUUCAAUCGUGACUAGGAAUGUGGUAGGCUAAUUCCCACCGAUGUGAAUCCCGCAGGUAUGAGAAACUCUGUCUGUGGUGUCCUCGCUAUGUCCUUCACUUGGGGGCGUUGUCAGAUUGAAUUAUUGAAAUGCUCCAAACAACUACAGUAUUUGACAUAGACACAGUGGUCUGCAGAGUUAGCCAGUAAACAAUGCAGGGUCCCAGAUUGUGAACAUCUUGUGAUCAUUUUUUUUAAAGCCAGUGGUACAAAAAUUAAAGAAAUAGGAACCCAUGCUUAUUGCGAAUGUGCCCUUUUAUGUUUUUCAGAAGUCAUAAUGUCGUAACCUUGAGACAGUGUGUGUUUUUAUUGUCCGACUGUCCAGCUUACAUGUUGUCAGCAUUUAGUAAAAACAGCAAGUCUUCUCCUCCAAAUGGAGGGUCACAUGCUGAGAGCGGUGCACAAAGGUAUCUGCUUCAUUGACCACCAACACUGACUGAUGGACCACUCAGACCAACGAGCGCUGCUGCAGGUACGUUAGCAUAACUAGUCAGAUAAUUUAGCUAGGUAACGUUAGUUGAAUGUAAUGGUUGUAUAACGUGAUACGGUCACUUUAAUUGGUCGGGUAAUAUUCAUUGAAAUCUGUGUAAUGUUUGAUAGUGAAGGUAGUAUAAGCUACUUGAAUUUUUUAGAUAUACUAAGCUAAAGCAACAACUGAAAUGUCAGAGUACAAUUCAAUAGUCAUAACUAGCUAGCAAACAUGUUAUCUUGUUAAUACAUCUUACCCAUUGUGCUACCAAAUGGUGAACACUAGGAAUCUUUUCUUUUCUUCAUCAACCUUUGCCCAUGUUGAUCCCUCAUUUAAGGACAACACCAGAAGACACCAGCCUUUCCUCACUGGCAGAGAAUGGGGGGGGGGUGAUCCAGGAAAGCCCGCUGUUUGUCACAUGGAAAAUAGGCAGAGACAAGCGGUUGAGGGGUUGUAUAGGUACAUUUUCUGCCAUGAAUCUGCACUCAGGACUCAGGGAAUACACCCUUACCAGUGCCCUUAAAGACAGCCGCUUCCCCCCUAUGACAAGGGAUGAGCUGCCUCGCCUCUUCUGCUCAGUGUCUCUUCUCACCAACUUUGAAGACGUCGGUGAUUACCUUGACUGGGAGGGGGUCAUUAUCGCCAACAGUUGACCGUGACUUUCACCUGCCAAAAUAUCUGGCGGCUUGUUUGCUCACUUGACUUCAAUGUUAUUAAAAGUUGAUAAAAAUUUGCAUACUUUUACUUGUGUGUGUGCAAUUGCAACUGCUGCAGCUUCUUCGGGCACCACGUUCACAAGUUUGAAAAUAGGUUGGUGGUCCCUCCUCUUUCCACUAUGUUGCCAAGAUGGCGACUGUUGAGUGUAAGAAUUGUCCAGCAUUAUACUCUGAACCUUUUGACAGUUACGAAUAACGCACUUAUGCACUCAAAAUACAGGUGCUGGUCA
Messenger RNA from Micropterus dolomieu (smallmouth bass), 2550 nucleotides. RefSeq names its product AMME syndrome candidate gene 1 protein homolog. NCBI's taxonomy places the organism in Eukaryota, Metazoa, Chordata, Actinopteri, Centrarchiformes, Centrarchidae. The coding region runs from base 1922 to 2257 and encodes 111 amino acids. The transcript is spliced from 4 exons. The record is from RefSeq and is a predicted model, not a curated record.